Xyrichtys novacula (pearly razorfish) is the source of this 3256-nucleotide messenger RNA. The record is from the annotation of a GenBank genome assembly. NCBI's taxonomy places the organism in Eukaryota, Metazoa, Chordata, Actinopteri, Labriformes, Labridae.
ACUCCGGCCUCACGGGGGCAGCACCGCAGCGCCUUGGAGUAAGCGGCUACAAGCUGUUUUGAGGAAUGUGACCAGAAUGUAAACAGUGCGGUGGUUCUUGCUAACGAUUGUUAACAUUGUCGGUGGUGAAAUUUUGAUACUGUCGCUUUGUGUAUGGCUUUGUUACAUAUACUCCAAACUGAUAUGGCACAGAUAGGCUGACUCGCCGUCUUCUUGUCUCUUUGACCCGUUUGAUCGCUUGUGUGGUGAGUAGCUUCCUUCACGGUCAGUGAACCUGCUGCUGAAGCAAGGCCAUAUGAAAGACACAGCUAGCUAGCUUAAAUGAUGGGACAUGAACGCUUAAUUAGACAACAUGAAACCAUGAAGGUAUAUGAGGCAAGAAAAGCUCGAUAAUGAUUUUCUAACUAGAAGUAAACCAAAUAAAACACACACUUCCUUGAUAGGGGCAAGCUAAGUAGUUCCUCUUACAGAUCAUGCAGCAUUGUCUGACAGAUCACUGUUGAUGCAGAUUGAACUGCUGGCAUAAUGACUAAGGACAUCGUUGUUGGAGAUGAACUACCGGACUGGGUGGGAGCCAAGGAGUUCUACCAGAAAUAUGAUCCCAAGGAGGUGAUUGGCAGGUAAGUCCGGAAGCUUAGGGAAUCCCAGGGUUUCAUUAUGAUAUAAGAUGGAACCCGGGCUCAAUUCAACAUGUUUGCUGUUUCAGGGGUGUGAGCAGUGUGGUGCGCAGGUGUGUGCACAGACACACGGGUCAGGAGCUGGCAGUGAAGAUUAUUGAGAUCACAGCGGAGAAGAUGACAGUUCAGCAGCUGGAGGAGGUGAAAACCUCUACACUGAAAGAGAUCCAGGUCCUCAACAUGGUGAAGGGGCACUCCUCAAUCAGUAAGUUGGAAAUCAACUUUUUUUGGUUCUCAAGGCACUUAAACCACAUGCUCUCUUUAAAAGUGUUACAACACUUUUAUGUCUUGUUGAUUCCCUUGUAGUCACUCUCAUUGACUCUUAUGAGUCUGCAACGUUCAUAUUUUUGGUGUUUGACCUGUGAGUAUUGCAACAAAAAUGCAGUGGUUCAUCCAAAAAAUCAAUACUCAAACAUAUUUGUUUACAAAAUUAAUUGAUUCUAAUGAUCUUUAUUUUUCUUUACAGCAUGAAGCGAGGAGAGUUGUUUGACUACCUCACAGAAAAAGUUACUUUAAGUGAGAAGGAAACCAGGUAAACACCACCAAGCCUCAUUCUGUCAGCUUAUUUAGAUUUUUGAAAUUUUGAUUCUUGCCAUCGUACUAUACAAAUUUAAGAGAGGCCAAGUGAGGUGUUAUGUGAAACUCUUUAUCGUGCAGGAGUAUGGUGCGAGCUCUGCUGGAGGCUGUGCAGUACCUCCACUCUCUGAACAUCAUCCAUCGGGAUUUAAAACCUGAGAAUAUUCUCCUGGAUGAUCAGGGACACCUUAAGCUGUCAGACUUUGGUUUCUCAGUGCAGCUACAACCUGGAGAGAAACUUAGAGGUAUUGUUUUGUGAAAUAUAAAGGAUUACAGACAUGUUAAUAUUGUGUUUAUAGAUGAUCAUUAUUUUCUCUGUUCCUACAAGAGCUUUGUGGGACACCUGGUUAUUUGGCCCCUGAGAUAUUAAAAUGUUCAAUGGAUGAAAUGCACCCAGGCUAUGGCAAAGAGGUCGACCUGUAAGUAUUUUCUUCUUUUCUUUGAAGUAAUACUAAUGUAGAUUUACAAAGUAUUAUUCUUUAAGUAUUUCUGUCUCUCUCAUUUGUUUCUCUGCAUGUUUUGAAAAGCUGGGCCUGUGGAGUGAUCCUUUUCACCUUACUGGCCGGCUCACCACCUUUCUGGCAUCGUAAACAGAUGUUGAUGCUAAGGAUGAUCAUGGAGGGCCGCUAUCAGUUUAGCUCCCCAGAGUGGGAUGAUCGGUCUGACACUGUGAAGGAUCUGGUAAAACAAAUUAAUCUCAGAGGAUCAAUUUAUCCUAGAAAAUGUCAUGAAACUGAACCUAUGGAUUAUGUCUUGUUUUUAUCAUUUUGCUUAUGUUGCUCAGAUAUCUAGGCUGCUUGUGGUGGACCCAGCUGCCCGUCUAACUGCAGAGCAAGCCUUAGCACAUUGCUUUUUCAGGCAGUAUCAAAAAGAGGAUGUGCGGCUCUUCAGUCCGAGAAAGACUUUCAGGGUAAGUUUUAACACUGACUUUUUGAUGGCAGCUGAUUUAGGAUAAAUGAAAUGGCUAUUCAGUAGUAUGUAAUGGCAGAAAUAUUGUCUACAUUUCUAUUUUUCCCCUGUCUAAUCUCCUUAGGUGUUGAUCAUCAGCGUGCUUGCUUGUAUCAGGAUGUAUAGCCGAUACCGUAGGGCUCGCCCACUGACUCGGGAGGUGCUAGCCAGAGAUCCUUACUCCCUUCGUGGUGUCAGAAAACUGAUUGACGGCUGCGCCUUCCGUAUCUAUGGUCACUGGGUAAAGAAAGGGGAGCAGCAGAACCGAGCAGCUCUCUUCCAGAACACAGCUAAGAUCAUGCUGCUGGGCCUUGAGGACUUUGAAGCAUAAAAGUCAACCUCAUUCCUAACCAUGUGGAUUUUUAUUUAAAGUUAGCAUGUGCUGUCAUGUGUUUGUUCUUCUUGUCACUAGGUGUCUUUUAAAGAGAGAAAUUCAGGGACCUGGAGGUUUCUAUGCCUUAAUGCACACUCUGGUUGAGUUUACGAUAAAGCAUGCACAACUUAAUAUUCCUCAUCUGCCGUUUGAUCUAUGUUUGUGGUUGUUCGAAAGUCUUGUCAGGUCAUCAUGUGUGCAGUCAAGGAAACAUUGCACAAUCAUGUACUUUAAAAAAAAAAAACAUUUUGUGUGUAUACAUUCUGUAUAUUUUUCCUUUUAACAGUUAUAAUUUGGACACUGUAUGGUUGAAGUGGAUACAAAAGCACUUUGGUGAAACAAGCUUGGAUUUCAAAUAUUCCAGUGUUGCAAACUCAGCGAGGAAGAACGUGAAACAUUUAAGUACGGUAUUGAGGUGUGCUUUUGUGACAGAAUCCUGCAGCUGUUUGGCAUACACACAUUCUUCAUAAGAAAAAUCUAUGCGCACAAGCUGUGAAGAACAUACUGUUUAUGACUGUUUCCCUUUAAACCUUAACUACACCAUUCCAUACUCUCUGUUUUUCAGUUCCAUAAGGUGUGCUUUUCCUAAAGGUGCCUGCACUUAAAUCUACCAAUGCAUAUGUACAUUUUAUUGUUCCAAGAAAAAAGAUUUAUUCACAAUAAAGCAUAUGUUUAAGUGUGA